Parnassius mnemosyne (clouded apollo) is the source of this 1359-nucleotide messenger RNA. The record is from the annotation of a GenBank genome assembly. Lineage: Eukaryota; Metazoa; Arthropoda; Insecta; Lepidoptera; Papilionidae.
AUGGCGCAGUCUGAUUCUGUAAACGAUGCUAAUGUAUUGGAAAAUAUUACAGAAAUCUUGGAUGGGCUCUCGAAAGAGGUUCAAGAAUUGUAUGCAUUCAGAGACCUAUAUUUUGAAAACAAUUCACUCGAACUAGCAGCAGAGAAGAAUAAAUAUGUUGAAGAGAAAAAGAAUUUGCUAGUUGAGAAAUUUGAAUCUAUAGAUGUUGAUACCCAAGUUCCUUUUUCACUCCGAGCACAGUUCCUCCUUUUAAAAGGUCGAUGCUAUAACAUCAGUACUACAUACGACGCAAGGGCAUCCCAAUGUCUUAGCAAAGCAGUAAAAUUAAACCCUCACCUUGUUGAUGCUUGGAAUGAAUUAGGCGAGUGCUACUGGAAAAAUAUGAAUGUUAAAGAUGCGAAGGCUAGCUUUGAAGGUGCCCUGAAACAUGAACGAAACCGUCUUUCACUACGUUGUCUUUCAAUCAUUCUUCGACAAGAAAGUAGUGGCAAAAAGCGCAGUGAAGCAGUUUCCCUGAUCCUGAAAAGUGUUGAAUUAGCCAAGGAGGCAGUUUCGCAGGAUAUUAAAGAUGGUGUUUCAUGGGCAGUAUUGGGCAAUGCAUAUCUUUGCCAAUUCUUCACAGUAGCGCAAGAUCCAGCUACCUUGAAGUUGUGCUUGAGUGCAUACAAGCAAGCAUGGUUGGAUCCAGUAGCUAAAGGACAACCUGAUUUGUAUUACAAUAAAGGAAUUGCAUUAAAGUACGAAGAGAAUUACGAUGAGGCGUUGGAGAACUUCGAUUACGCCUGUCGUUUGGAUCCGCCGUGGCAGCCGCCACAAACCGAACGCACAAAACUGGUGCAAUAUUUGACCGAUACGAAUGACUUGGUGCGCACACGUGGAAAACUCAAAGCCAAGCGCUUUGCACAAAUGGUGCAGUCCCUUGAUAAGAAGAUGCUGGAUGUUUACGGACCGGGCAAUUUUCAUACAUUUGGUACGCGGCGUAACGUCGUUUUGGAGUAUUCACGUUUGGAUGCGUUAGUGGAAGGCGCUAAUGAGGGCAAAGUCGUGCUGGGGAGGGUGGUCGGCUCCAUACACAAUGGGAAUGCUGUUCCUUUCACAUUUGCCAUAGUUGACGAGAGUAAGGAGUGCGUUUGUGUGACUGUAUAUAACUGGGCAGAUGGACGUGGAGCGAUUAUUGGAGACUGUGUUGCCAUUCCGGAGCCAAAUCUAAGAGUGCACAAACUUGAUUCUAAACUAGCGACAUACAACUUUAAAUCAAUAAGGCUCGAUAACCCAAUGCUGCUACUAAUUAAUGGCAAACGAGUUGGUAGGAACCAAUUUGCUUGCACCCGUGUUUCCAGCACGUACGAGAUUCACUGA